AUGAUGGAGAGCGUUGACGAGAAAGGCGGCCAAGUCGUCUCGAUUAAGGAAACCCAAGUUGGCAAGCUCGACUCAGUCUCACAUACCAUUGAAGUCGAACCCAAAUCCAAAAUCCCAAAACUGAUGAAACAGGAUACCGGUAAAAAUGCUUCAUCGCAUUCCUUACUUCCUACUUUUGAGGAGGAGGAGGAGAAGGAAAACAAUUGUUUGUACCGAUCCAGAGCCAUAGCUAAAGCUGGGAUGCUUCAAGCUAAGACAGUUGUGAACGCUCCAAGUUUCGCAGAUUUGUUAAUCUACGCUCAGGAGGUGCUGAUGCUCACAGCAGAACUUAAUCAGCUCGGUGUUGCACUUCUGCAAGCCCUAUUGUUGAAGCAGAAGGACAAGACGGUAGAAAUUUAUGAGAAGUGUGAUUGUGGACUGCGAGAACUAGCAACGAUGAUUAAACUCGUGAACAGAUGCGAGGGUCGCCAGAAGGCACGGGCUAUUUUCACUGAAAAUGAGCUGUAUAGCAAUAUACCGGAUGUGAGCAUUGAACCUCCGGAGUAUUGUAUUAUUGUGGGUGCUUCUCCAAUUGAGUAG
Molecule: messenger RNA, 579 nt
Organism: Hydatigera taeniaeformis
Lineage: Eukaryota; Metazoa; Platyhelminthes; Cestoda; Cyclophyllidea; Taeniidae
Source: the annotation of a GenBank genome assembly